CAUUUUACUAAUUAUUUACGUUCUAUCUUUCUCCUAAUCUCUUUUCGUCUCAAUUUAUUUAAUUCAAUCAUUUUUAAUUAGCGUUUAGUAUUAAAUUUACAUAUAUUCCUUUCACUUCCUCGCGCUAUAUUACAUUUUUUAUCAUUCGCUUUUUAAUAAUUUACCGAUGACCGAUGUAUGAAAACCACGUUGAAAAUCUCCUACUUCCAUGUCUUUCAUAGAACGAAAGUUACGCGUUAACAUUAGAUGUUAACGCACAUGCCGCGUCGUGAGACGUCGGUACUAUUCAAGAUAAAUGGAAUCUAUUUGUUUCGGCACAAUUACUCAAGGGACACGAAUGUAUCCACGGCUAUGCCCCUCGAUUUGGAUGCCACGUAAAUUCUAGCCGCGAUAUAUGAGGCGAGAGAGGCGGGUUACGGAAUGGCAGACACGGGGCGGGACAAGGCGAACGGAAAAGGAAUGGAGAAAAAGUAGUCGACAUAUUUUUGCACAACGAAAAAUCGUAGAGGGUACAUAUACAUUAAACACGCGUAUGUAGGGUUAAUAAAUUUCAGGAACGCCAACAAGACCGUGUUCGAUCGAUUUUCGCUACCUUAUGCGCGAGGAGAACGAGAAUUACCCUGAGAUUUUGUACAUAAUAUAUAGCGAGGUGAAAAUAGAGGUGUGAUAGAGAGAAUGUGUGUGUCUGUGUAUACGUGAACGUGCGGGUAUGUGUGUUACGAUAAAAAAUAUGAAAAGAGAAAAGGAAAAAAAUAAAAUGUUACGUUAUAAGAAGAUGAUUGUAACGAAGACGAGCAGCUAAGUUGUAGAAUUUCCCUCGAAUAACGUCGCUCGCCGAAGUAGCUGUAAAUACGAGGACGUACGUUUCUCUAAACUAACUAAAAUAACUCCCCCAAUGUGAAACGAGAGAAACGAUCGAUUUAUCUCGUUCGAAGUCGUCCACGUGCUCGAAGUCGGAUACGCGUAUCCGGGAUGUACGAAUGAUGAGCUAUCUCGAGCGAAAAAACGGAAUGCCUAUGAGUGCCGGAUGCCGGGUUGAGACGACAUUAGAUCCUUAUAGGGAGAUUCCGUCGACUUUUGCCGCAGUCGACGCGCGGCAAGAGAGUUUGAACGACGACGCCGUGAUCGCGGGUGUCGCAACUCCCGAUUAUCGACCACAGAUGCAGGCCCACCAUGGUCAAGGCGCAGCCGCGACCCAGGCGCGGUCGCCGCGAUCAAAGCUGUCGGAUUUCUUACAUCUCUGGGUCAACAACAUCCGACUACUUUACUCCUGGGGCAAUCUAGAGAGCCUGACACCACAACUGCCCAGCACGAUGGGUAAUCUACAGAGCGAUAGUAAGAAGAAGCAGAAGAAGAAGGAUGCUGCGCCACCGAUACCAACGUCCACGUCCACGGAUAUCGAACCCGAGACAACGGAGGACCAAAGGAAGGAGAAGCGGGAUCAACCGCCCGCAGUUCCGGAAAGACGUGAUGAACCUCAUGAGCCGAUCAAGAUCAGCUUUGAGAAAGUGCAUACACCGGGACAUGUCAAAAGACCGGCACCGCCGCCACCGAUGGUAGUGUUAUCCAAGGACACGCAGGAGAGUGUAGAGCCUGAAUGUCGCAAAGAUACUGUAAUAACAGCGAAGCCAUGCGUAACAACGACGGAGUCUUUCCGCUCAAGUACCACGACAUCGACGACGACACCAGCUCAGACGCCGACGACACCGCAGACGAUCCAGCUGCCACCAUUAUUGGUGACCGAUUCAUGGCGUUUGGCAAAUAAGAGCUUAGUCGUUACGGAAAUGCCGACGCCACCCAGUCAAGAAUCCUCGAGCGAUAGUGUCUUUACUGAUCCCGGAGAGCUUACUAUGAGUCCGGUCACGGCAGGCACGAGACCGGAAGUGAUGAAACAUAAACCGAUUCUAGAAACGAUCGAUAAUAAGGAAGAAAAAGCUUCGUUCAUGAUCUCGAAGCAUAAGAAGAUCCAUCUCUCAGUGAUGAGUCCCCGAAUAAGCAAAACGUCGAGUGAAAAGAAUGCGGUAUCGGAACCGAGUUCGCGCACUUUACAAAGACGACACAGCGUUUACGAGUCUUCUGCAAACGAAAACAGAGUGCUAAGAAGAGUGGCUAGUUUGACCUUGGGUCGAAAUAGCGCCAAGAAGAAAAGAAGCUCUAAAAGUAUCAUCUGUCAAAAGACGGAUCGCUACAAGCAAUCCGAAGAACAAGAACUGCCAAUUUGUUUGACUUCUGCGCUAUCAGACAAAGACGUGAAGAAAAACUUUACAUCCAUGAUAGACCGGACAGACAUCUGCGCUUUGCCAAAUGAACUUCAUUCAGCUCGAAAAUCGAAUCAAGUCUGCUGUGAACACUCCAUGCUUAAGGAUACUUAUUCAUACGAGGAAGAGGUGAAGAAGCUGAAAGAUGAAAUCAAACGACUGCGCGAAAUAUCUACAGACUAUCAGAUAAUCACUAAAGGCCAGUCUACUCAAACAUCACCAAGAAAUACAUCACCAGUUGAUGGAAACAUUAGUGAAACAAGCAACUUACAUGCUGGAUUAUCAACAAUCAGAAGUGAUGUCACGAAUCUCGAUCAAGUCAAGAUGACUCUUGCGCUUUCCUCCACAUCGAUCGACAUGGUCAAUCGAUCAUGCUUAUCACAUAGCAGUCAAGCAAACGCACUUAGUGAAAAUCCAGCGUCGUAUCCAACGCCGUUACCACCUCCAUUAUCAUUGGAGACAUUCUCGAAAAACAGAUCCAUAACGACGUCUUUUAUCCCACCGCCUCCACCACCGUCGUCUCCGUUUACGCUUGCUACGUCGGUGCGUGACAGCGAAAGGACAAUUUCAGCAUCAUCGACGAAAUUGAUGGAUGCUUCUCCUAGGAUACCGACCCCACCGCCGCCACCUCCCCCCAUGUCGGCGCAAAGUACUAUGAAUACAUUGCCAUCUCCGCCGCCUGCUCCAUCUCCACCACCACCCACGCCGAUGUUGAAUACUACAAUACCUAUUCCUCCACCUCCGCCUAUGCAAGUCAUCAUAAGCGCGAUAUCUCCGCCGUCUCCUCUACAAAACACGAUACCGCCGCCACCGCCUCCGCCACCACCUCCACCCCCAUUUCCGUUCAAACCGGUGCAGAACGAUGAGAUUGGUAUACCUCCUCCUCCUCCACCGCCACCACCUAUGCUUCCUCAAAGUGUAAUGUGCGAGAUGUCUUCUAUGAAAAUUACCAUACCUCCUCCGCCACCACCGCCGUCUACGCCGAUAUUAAACACAUGCGGGAUACCACCACCGCCUCCUCCGCCACCAUCACUUGCGGGCGUUACUAGCGCGAUACCUCCACCGCCACCACCGUUACCUGGAAUGGAGCAGAAUUUUAUGACUGGUCCACCACCACCGCCACCGCCUCCAGGUAUGCCUAUGCAGGAUGGUAUACCUCCACCGCCUCCUAUUGGAGGUUCAGGUGCAGGUCCUCCACUACCGCCUGUGGCACCACCGCCACCCCCGGGAGCAAUAGGACCUUGUCCUUUACCCGCUCCACCGAUCGGAGGAUGGAAUCCGCCGAGCCGAGCCAUUAUGAGAAAGCAACCUUUAAAUCCUGAUGUGCCUAUGAAGCCAUUAUACUGGACGAGGAUUUUGGUAUCAGUUACUGCAACCAACCAAACUUCAUCAAGUACUUCAGAUUUAUCACCACAGGUGCCUCUGUGGUUAGAACUUGCCGAGGAGGAGAAUUUAAACAUGAAAGAGUUCGCUAAUUUAUUUUCAAGGCAGGUGAGAGAAAGGAAUCCGACCAAGAAAAAUGAAGGGACACCUCUCAAAAGUUCUAAGAUCCAACCUGCAAAAAUAUUAGACUCGAAACGCUCAAAGAUGGUCGGAAUCCUUGAAAAAAGUCUGCAUAUUGAUUUUAGCGAGAUCGAGAAUGCAGCUUAUAAUUUAGACACGAGCGUGAUUAGUUUAGAAGCAUUGCAACAGAUCUACGAAAUUAAACCGACGCAAAAGGAAAUAGAAGAAAUUGCAGCUCAUGAAGCAAUUUUUCCGGACAUUCCUCUCGAUCAACCGGAAUUAUUUCUCAAACGGCUGUCCGGUAUAAAGCACUUCUCCGAAAGGAUAGCUUGUCUGAUGUUGCAAUCGGAAUUCCAGGACGCGAUAUCAUCAGUGUCGUAUAAAUUGAAUAAUGUGCGAACUACCUGUGAUUUUCUGAUCAAUUCCGAGCCUCUAAAAAAAGUAAUAGCGAUCAUAUUGACUUUGGGCAAUUACAUGAAUGGUGGAAAUAUGCUGCGCGGUCAGGCUGAUGGCUUUGGCUUAGAAAUCCUCGGCAAGUUGAAAGAUGUGAAGUCCAACGUACCUGGCAUCACCUUGUUGCAUUACGUCGUCAAUGCAAAAUUGUCCCAGGAAAAAGAACAUAAUUUCGACGAGCUAUUGCCUUUACCUGUGCCUGAAUCGGCUGACGUAGAAGCGGCAUCCACAAUUAAAUUCGAUGAGAUCGCUAAAGAACUGGAUAGAUUAGAUAGAGAAUUACAAUCGUGUGCACAAAUGUGUAGUACAAUUGUGGAAGCAGAUCCAUCUACAUCCAAAAUAUUCAAAAAGAAAGUAGAUUCAUUUCUAUCAAGGGCGAAUACCGAAUUGGCGAGCGAAAAAGAAGAUCUAUUAGAGGCUAAAAACAAAUUCAAAGCUGUGAUGAAGUUCUAUCAAUUUAUUCCUAAAGGCUCCACCCUGGAGACUGCAGAACCUUACGACUUCUUUAAUCUGUGGCUUAGUUUCUGUCGUGACUUUAAGGAUAUCUGGAAGAGGGAACAGCAACGAAUACGAAAGGAACGACUGGAGGCAAUUCGUAAAAAGUUCGAAAACAAACCCGAAGUUGUAAGAGUAAAAUUAAAUCCGCACGGAUUAAAAGCAAAACUACAAAAACUCACGCAUAAGAAGCAGACUCAAAGGUAG
This is a messenger RNA of Atta colombica, 4916 nucleotides long. Its product is annotated as formin-2-like. The coding region runs from base 981 to 4916 and encodes 1311 amino acids. The record is from RefSeq and is a predicted model, not a curated record. The transcript is spliced from 11 exons. Gene Ontology annotation, biological process: actin filament network formation; cortical actin cytoskeleton organization. Gene Ontology annotation, cellular component: cytoplasm; cytoskeleton. Gene Ontology annotation, molecular function: actin filament binding. NCBI's taxonomy places the organism in Eukaryota, Metazoa, Arthropoda, Insecta, Hymenoptera, Formicidae.